AUGGCGCCAAAAUCGCUAGCAGAGCAGAUCGCUGAUCUAGAAGACCUUACACCAAGGGACUAUGACCCCGAGGACAUUGAGCGCGGUGGUAACUCCAGCGAUGAGGACGUCGAGGUGAAGGAUGCGAAUGCCGGUAGGGAGCACUAUCAGGCUGUUGGGAAAGCAAAACUUCGCAAUGAGGGACCUGUGUCAUUGGGGAAACAGUACGCUGGAUCGCGGGUUAGUAGGGAUGCGCUAGAGGCCGAGAGCGAUGAAGAUCCGUUCAGGGCACGGUCUAGUGACGAGGAGUCUGAGGACGAGAGUGAUCUCGAAGAUGAGGAUGAAGAUGGUGAUGAGGACGAGGACGAGGAUAUUUCUGAAGGAAGCGAAGAUGAGCGGCCUAGUAAAUCAAAGGCUCACAGCUUGAAAGGCCGCGAGGAUGCCGAUGUGGGUAUGGACUCGGAUGACAGCGAAGAAGAUGAGGAUGGGGAGGGUUUCGACGACGGGUUCUCCGACGAAGACGAGGAUAUUUCGGGCGAGGAUGACAGCGAAGACGAUGAAGAUGCUAAAGAAGAAGAAGAAGAAGAAGAAGAAGAAGAAGAAGAAGAAGAAGAUGACGAGUCUGAAGAUGAAGAAGAAAAGACCGCGAAGCCCAAACGCCGCGUCCAGUUUGCGAACGCCAAGGUCGCAGACACAUCAGACGACCGCGCCCAACUUCGUCAACUAUUGGCGACAGACCAAAAAACUAUCGCAGCAACCAUCUCUCAAGCUGCAAAGGCCGACGCAACAAAAGGUCGUGCCGUUAAACACCAACGUGCAACAUUCGAUGCCCUCCUCAACGCCCGGAUCAAGCUCCAAAAAGGUCUCACGGCAGCUAACCAGCUAGCCACGCGAACCCAACCCUCUGAAGACGCCGACACCGACGCCUUCAAGUCGGCCGAAACAGCUGCGCUUACGCUGUGGUCUACACUCGAGGAUCUCCGUCUCACUCUCGUCGAUGCGCAAACACAAGAUGACUCUAAGAAGCGCAAGCGCCCUUCUCCUGCGACAACCAGUACAUCUACAUCCUCUCUCUGGAAGCGCAUGGCGGAGCUAGAAUCCGACUCGCUUGCGCACCGCCGCGCCAUCCUUGAUAAAUGGUCGCUCAAAGUCCGCGGGUCAGCGACUGCAACCACGCUCGCAAACUCAAAGACGAAAUUACUAGGCACUUCAGGUGCACAGCAAACCAUCACCGCUGUGCUAGAUGCACACGUUGCAUCUGAAACCACUGACCGCUCAUCGAAGCGCCUGAAGAGCACACAAGGAUCUACAUCCGACCCAAACGAGGUUAAAGUUUACGAUGACACGAUCUUCUACCAAUCCCUCCUCCGAGACCUCGUCUCCCAGCGCAUGUCCUCCACCGACGCGAUAACCAACGGGCUUGACACCCUUCACAUUUUGCCGUCACGCAAUGGUGCGGGCGCAAUCCACCCCAUUACUGGUAUGCGAAAGGACAAAGUGAAGCGCGAGGUGGACACGCGGGCCUCGAAGGGCCGAAAAAUGCGCUUUGAUGUCCAUGAGAAAUUGCAGAACUUCAUGGCGCCUGAGGAGAGGGGUACUUGGACGAAGAGGGCGCGUGAGGAAUUCUUUGCAAGUCUGCUCGGGAGGAGUGCGAGUGGAAUAUUACGAGAGGACGAUGUUAGUGAUGAUGAGGAUGGAGAGAAGAGUGACGAGGAUGUUGAGGAGGGCGGCCUAAGGCUAUUCAGGAGCUGAAUGGGAUAGAAACGACGGAGUUUUUUGAUAGGAUUCUACAGGAUCUGUACAUAUUCAUUUGUGAAAGUCAACUGAAAGCGACAACUUGUUCAUGAGGAGUUUCCAGUUCGCUCCCACUCAUGAGGCCAAGCAUAGAAAGUCAAUAUCUGGCAAA
Molecule: messenger RNA, 1885 nt
Organism: Aspergillus nidulans FGSC A4
Lineage: Eukaryota; Fungi; Ascomycota; Eurotiomycetes; Eurotiales; Aspergillaceae
Product: protein bfr2
Exons: 3
Coding region: 1-1731 (576 amino acids)
Cellular component (GO): nucleus; nucleolus
Source: RefSeq, a predicted model, not a curated record